AUGGAACCUCAUUUGUACUACGCGAUCGCUCUGCUCGGCGCUACUGCAACAGUUUAUAAGGUUUUCUUAUAUCCCGCAUUUUUCUCGCCUCUUUCAAAAAUCCCGAAUGCACACUGGUGUUGCAGUUUCUGUCCCAUCUGGAUUUUCUGGAUGAAAUGGACGAAGCAAGAGAACAACCGCAUCUACGAACUUCAUAUGGCCAAGGGCCCCGCCAUUCGUCUUGCCCCCAACUUGGUGAGUGUGAACUGUUACGAGGAUGGUUUGAAGCGAAUCUAUCAUGGAGGAUUUCCGAAGCCAGAGUUUUAUUUCAACGGAUUUGCUGUUUAUGGUACCGACAAUCUAUUUACCAUCAAGGACAAUCAAACCCAUGCCGCGCAUAAAAAAGCCCUGUCGAGCUGCUUCACAAAGUCGUCUGUCAUGUCCUCCCAAACUGCCCGUGGCGCAUCACGAGACAUCUUAUUCAAUCGUGUUCUUCCCAUUAUACAUAAAGCCUCCGUGGAAGACAAGCCAAUCGAAGUCAUGGAUCUUACCUACGCGUACCUCCUAGACACUUUUGUCCAGUGGCAGUUUGGCCGAUCGAUAGCCAGUAAUUUGGUCGAAAACGAAAAAGAAAGGAGAUUCUACUUUGACGGGUUCCUUGGUGUGGCUGAAUACACAUUUUGGCAAUACAACUUCCCUCGUCUGGUUUCCAUGUUCCAGAAGAUUGGGAUCUAUCUCAUUCCCAAGAGUGUCCUGACUGCUUUUGAAGGUGUUGAGAGUUGGAAUUUGGAGAAAUGCGAUCAAGCGCAACAACUCUUGGCCAGUGGAAAGGAGCUUUCAGUCGAUGAUCAACCAGUUGCAUUCGAACCUGCACUGAAAGGGAUGAGUGAGGUUCACGCAAAGCCAAAAAUGUACCCCAAGAGGCUUCCACUGGCAAGUGACAUGUUUUCUUUGAAUUCUGGUGCAUUCGAGACCAGCGGCAACACCUCCACCUACUUGCUCUAUGAGUUGAGCCGACACCCAGAGUGGCAGGCUAAGCUUCGUGAAGAACUGCUUGGUCUUGAUAUGCCCUUGAGGCAUGUGCCCGGAAAAACUGUUGAAGUUGAAGACAUCACGAACCCUCAGGAUAUCGACAAGCUGCCAAUCCUACACGCUGUUCUAAUGGAAACCCUUCGAAUUUGGCCCUCGGUGCCUGGUGGUCAGCCCCGAGUCGUCCCGCGGCCUUGCACCUUGGGAGGCUACCACAAUAUUCCGGCUGGAACGACUGUGCAAUCUUAUGCAUCUGUUCUCCACCGGAUGCCAGAUAUAUUCCCUGAACCCUUGACAUGGAAACCAGAGAGAUGGCUUGAUUCAUCGCCAGAACAGUUGACUCUUAUGCGAAAAUGGUUCUGGGGGUUCGGCAGUGGUGGAAGGAUGUGUCUUGGGAUUCAUUUCGCCUAUUACUCGAUAAAAUAUUUCUUCGCAAGCAUUUAUUCCAAUUAUACUACCAGUAUUCACGACCACGGAGAUAUGGAAGCAAGUGACGGUUAUCUUGCGGGGCCAAAGGGGCAUCGUUUGGAACUUAAGUUCCAUCUCUUGGAGUGA
Penicillium waksmanii is the source of this 1563-nucleotide messenger RNA. RefSeq names its product cytochrome P450. The transcript has 3 exons. The coding region runs from base 1 to 1563 and encodes 520 amino acids. Gene Ontology annotation, molecular function: oxidoreductase activity, acting on paired donors, with incorporation or reduction of molecular oxygen; monooxygenase activity; iron ion binding. The record is from RefSeq and is a predicted model, not a curated record. NCBI's taxonomy places the organism in Eukaryota, Fungi, Ascomycota, Eurotiomycetes, Eurotiales, Aspergillaceae.